CGUGGAUGAUGCGAUACAAAUGCACUUCGUUAGGCCUUUAUAAUAGUGACGAAAUUGUAGUAAUACUAAACGACACUGCUUAAAAUGUCUUCCUGGCUAUUUGUCUAGUGCAAAUGUGUACAAUAUUGACUCAAUUAUUUCGUGCGACAGAUUUGAACAAUAUUUUAUAACUUAUACAUUUUGUAUGGAGUUAUAUAUGUGUCAUGGAUAUUUUUGGCUGGAGCUUUGUGUCAACAGAAAGUCGAAUUUGCCCUGUUGGCUCUUGGUAUGAAAGAGGCCAUGGGCGGAAAUCCAAGGGGGACGCGUCCCCCUUACCAAAAAGUUAGUGGAGACACACCCCCUAUUAUAUUUUGUUGGAAAUAAAUACGUCAUUUAAAAUCGAAAUAAAACAGGUAUUUUGUACGAGAUGACGUUACUUUGGGGCUGAUUACUCUUCUCCCUUUUUUUGCUUGCUUGCUUGUCAAAUGACCUUACUAUUUGUGUGAUUACCCCCUCUUUCUUUGCUUGACAAAUUUUCCAGCCUUUGGUCCCCCUUACCUUUGGGGGAGAUUUCCGCCCUUGAACUGUUGAAAGUGACAGCGUAGUGCCUGAUCAAAUAUUCAAACAUCGAUCACCACUAUAUUGUAUAUUUUCAAUGGCACUCUGGCACCGUCAUGCACUGUUGUGCACACUGUCUAUAUGAAGGAAUAAGCUUGCCAAAACCAAACGUCUGGAUAACUCAUACCAGUUGAUACAUAUCGGUAAAUAUUUCGUAGAGUUGAGUCAGUACAGUUUAACAUCCAGGGUUUUCUUCUUCAAAUGCUAUUUUUAAUGUCCUUUAAACGAAUUGAAACAGCAUAAAAUGGAUCGUAUUUUUCUUGCAGCGAGCUCUGGCAAGCUGGACAAUCUGAAAGCCAUCUUCGAAGGCAGAGCCGGCAUUGACACGAGAGAAAUCAGCAUACAUCUACCAAAUGAAGAAGGUCAAUUCCUUAUCCAUGUUGCUUCGCAGCGUGGCCAUACCGAUAUUGCAAAAUUCCUCGUUAAUCUAGGAGCUCAGUUGGACCAAGGAGACAGGUACGAGAAUACAGCUCUACACUAUGCUUCGUCGUGUGGUAAAUUGGAUGUGGUGCAGUAUCUCUUAAGCAAGGGCGCGGAUAUUGAAAAGUGUGAUAUGAAUCGCGUGAGGGCACUUCACUGCGCUGCAUCUAAAGGUCAUCUAGAUGUUGCUAUUUGCCUUAUCAGAGAAGGAGCUGAGAUUGAGGCUGUACAAAAGGACGGGAGGACGCCUCUUCACUACGCAUCUUGCUAUGGUCGCGGUGCUGUGGUUGGGUAUCUUAUCAGUAAGAGGGCACAACUAGAUGCAGUAGAUAAUCAUGGUCGGACUCCUCUCCUAGAGGCUUCGUCCAAUGGUCACGUGAACGCUGUUCAGUAUCUCACGACGAAAGGAGCAGAGUUGGAGAAAGUGGAUGACAAAGGAAGAACGGCAUUGCUCGAAGCAUCCAGCAAUGGUCACCUGAAAGUUGUCGAGUAUCUCCUUGGUAAAGGGGCGAAGCUGGAGAUAGAGGAUAAAGAUGGCCGAACACCUCUCUACUAUGCAUCACUCAAUGCCCACCUGGAUACUGUUCAGUGUCUCCUUGACAAGGGAGCAACGCUUGAGAAACCUAAAAGGGAUGGUUUAACCCCUCUUAUUAGGGCAACAUGCAGCGGUGAUCUUCCAGUGAUGAAGUACCUAGUAGAUAACGGAGCCAACCUUGAUGCAUUUAAUAUAAAAAACAUGUCACCACUGCAUUUUGCCUCAUCCAAAGGGUACCUUGACGUAGUUCAAUAUCUCGUUAGUAAAAGGUCACACUUAGACAAGGUGGACAAAGAUGGUUUGACGCCGCUACAUUAUGCAUCAGCCAAUGGCCAUACCGAAGUUACCAGGUUUCUUGUAGACACAGGAGCAGAGACCGAGAAAGGAAGCACGACUGGUGUGACACCUCUUCACUUUGCAGCUGCAAAAGGUCGUCUCGAUGUCGUUAGGUAUUUCAUUGGUGAAGGACUAGACCUUGAACGAGUGGAUGAUUCUGGUGAAACAGCUCUUCACAAAGCCGCAUCCAAUGGUCAUCUUGGUGUUGUCCGCUUACUCAUCUUAAAAGGAGCACAAAAGGAUGAAGGUGAUAAAGACGACAUUACACCUCUGCAGAAGGCAUCUUUCAAUGGCCACCUGGACGUUGUCGUACUUCUCGUCUGUCAACAAGCGCAACUUGACAAAGGUGACAGUAAAGGAAUAACUGCCCUUCACUGCGCAUCCGCCAGAGGUCAUCUGAAAGUUGUCCAGUAUCUCGUGAGCAAAGGAGCCAAAGUUGAAAAUGUUGACCAUGAUGAUGUCCCUAGCCCAUUACAUUGCGCUUCCAAGCUUGGUCGCCUGGAUAUUGUCAAGUUUUUCGAAAGUCAAGGUGCACUUCUUGAGAAGGGUGAAAGUACCUAG
Molecule: messenger RNA, 2449 nt
Organism: Lytechinus variegatus (green sea urchin)
Lineage: Eukaryota; Metazoa; Echinodermata; Echinoidea; Temnopleuroida; Toxopneustidae
Product: ankyrin repeat, PH and SEC7 domain containing protein secG-like
Exons: 1
Coding region: 842-2449 (535 amino acids)
Molecular function (GO): protein binding
Source: RefSeq, a predicted model, not a curated record